Molecule: messenger RNA, 2635 nt
Organism: Molossus molossus (Pallas's mastiff bat)
Lineage: Eukaryota; Metazoa; Chordata; Mammalia; Chiroptera; Molossidae
Gene: CBX4
Product: chromobox 4
Exons: 5
Coding region: 186-1838 (550 amino acids)
Biological process (GO): negative regulation of DNA-templated transcription
Source: RefSeq, a predicted model, not a curated record
CUGAGCGAGCGCGAGCCGGGAGCCGGGCGGGCGCGGGCAGCGGCAGGAGCCGGGCAGUGCGGGGCAAGCGGCGGCGGCGCGGACAGCGGGGGCGCCUCGGCCGGGGCGGAGCGGGGCGCCGGCGGGAGCCAGCAGGGUCUGCAGCCGCGCCGGCUGCCCGCGCCCCGGCGCGCUCCGGCUCGGCCAUGGAGCUGCCAGCCGUUGGCGAGCACGUCUUCGCGGUGGAGAGCAUCGAGAAGAAGCGGAUCCGCAAGGGCAGAGUGGAGUAUCUGGUGAAAUGGAGAGGCUGGUCCCCCAAAUAUAACACGUGGGAACCCGAGGAGAACAUCCUGGACCCUCGGCUGCUGAUCGCCUUCCAGAACAGGGAACGGCAAGAGCAGCUGAUGGGGUAUCGCAAGAGAGGCCCAAAGCCCAAACCGCUGGUGGUGCAGGUACCCACCUUUGCCCGGCGCUCCAAUGUGCUGAGCGGACUCCAGGACUCCUCUGCAGACCACCGCACGAAGCUGGAGCUGGGCGCUCAGGGCAAGGGCCAGGGGCAUCAGUACGAGCUCAACAGCAAGAAGCACCACCAGUACCAGCCACACGGCAAGGAGAGGGCGGGCAAGCCCCCGCCGCCGGGCAAGAGCGGCAAAUACUACUACCAGCUCAACAGCAAGAAGCACCACCCCUAUCAGCCCGACCCCAAGAUGUACGACUUGCAGUACCAGGGCGGCCACAAGGAGGCGCCCAGCCCCACCUGCCCGGACCUGGGUGCCAAGAGCCACCCGCCCGACAAGUGGGCCCACGGCGCAGGGGCCAAGGGCUACCUGGGAGCCGUGAAGCCUCUGGCGGGUGCUGCCGGGGCUCCAGGCAAGGGGUCUGAGAAGGGUCCCCCCAACGGGAUGACGCCGGCCCCCAAGGAGGCAGUGACGGGCAACGGGAUUGGGGGCAAGAUGAAGAUCGUCAAGAACAAGAACAAGAACGGGCGCAUCGUGAUCGUGAUGAGCAAGUACAUGGAGAACGGCAUGCAGGCGGUGAAGAUCAAGUCCGGUGAGGCGGCGGAGGGCGAGACGCGCUCCCCCGGCCACAAGAAGCGGACCUCGGAGGAACGCCACCCUCCAGCGGAUAGGACUUUCAAAAAGGCGGCGGGGACAGAGGAGAAGAAGGCGGAAGCUCCCUUUAAGAGGAGAGAGGAGGAGGUACCCGGCCCCGGGGACCCGCAGCCCCAGGACUCCGGGUCCCGCAAGCUCUCCCCGACCAAGGAGGCCUUUGGCGAGCAGCCCCUGCAGCUCACCACCAAGCCUGACCUGCUGGCCUGGGACCCUGCCCGGAGCACGCACCCACCCUCCCACCACCACCACCACCACCACCACCAUCACCACCACCACCACGCGGUGGGCCUCAAUCUUUCCCACGCGCGCAAGCGCUGCCUCUCGGAGACCCACGGGGAGCGGGAGCCCUGCAAGAAGCGACUGACGGCGCGGAGCAUCAGCACACCCACCUGCCUUGGGGGCAGCCCAGCUGCCGAGCGCCCCGCAGACGUGCCCCCCGCCGCCCUCCAGCAGCCUGAGGUCAUCCUGCUGGACUCGGACCUGGACGAGCCCAUAGACUUGCGCUGCGUCAAGACACGCAGCGAGGCCGGGGAGCUGCCCAGUGCCCUUCAAGUGAAGCCCGAGGCCCCUGCCACCGGGGCAGUGGCCGCUGCGCCGGUGACAGCGGCGGAGAAGCCCCCGGCUGAGGCCCAGGACGAGCCCGAAGAGCCGCUGAGCGAGUUCAAGCCCUUCUUUGGGAAUAUAGUUAUCACCGACGUCACGGCGAACUGCCUCACCGUCACUUUCAAGGAGUACGUGACCGUGUAGCCAGAGGGUGUCGGAAGGAGACGCUCCACCCCCAGCAGGAGUUUAGCGCCUGGGGCCUGGGGGCAGGUCUCUCCUCUAAGCCACUGCGGGGAGCUCCAGGCCGGCCCCCAGCUCCAGGACGCCCAAAGCUGCAGGAACCGCGUUCCUCUGAAUCCGGCUCUGGGGUCCUGGCUGGGGCGCCCGCUGGCCUCCGCCUGAACUGGGCCUCCUGCUCCGAGCCUGCGGGUCUCCCCCCGCCUGUCCCCUUCCCUCGCUCCCUCGCGGACCUCCAGGACUGACAGGGCAGCCACGCACCGGGGCCUCAGAGUUAUAGUAUUAUAUUUUAACCGUGCUAACUUGUCAAGUGCAGACUUUACUCCCGUUUGUACGUGGUGUUAUUGAAAUGUAUUGUUUGAGCUCAAAAGGCCCGACCACCCCCUUCGGGCUGAUAUAUAUAUAUUUAUUUGUAGGUAUUUAUAUAUUGAAAUAUAAAAACCUAGAUUUAUGGAGUUUCCUCUAGAUCAUGUUAUAUUCUCUAUCAGACAACUAUCUUCUGUUGAACCCUCUUCCCGUUCAUUCAGUAUUUCGGUUGAUUCCAUCCCCCGCCUCCAGGAACUGCAACGCCAGUAACCUUGGUAUAUAUUUUUUGAUACAGUACACAUGGAUGUGUUGUUUCUAUGUGCAAAAAAAGAAAAAAGAAAAAAAGUUUGUUAAAGGCUAAAUGAGCUCUCUAGAAACUGCUGCUAGAAAUGUCUAAACUAUAAGCUUCCAAUUAUUACCUGCUUGAAUGUAAAUAUUAAAUGGAGAUGUUGAAGGUG